Messenger RNA from Paramecium sonneborni, 817 nucleotides. Lineage: Eukaryota; Ciliophora; Oligohymenophorea; Peniculida; Parameciidae. The record is from the annotation of a GenBank genome assembly.
AUGAAUUAAUGUUAUAGCUCUUCUAAUUUGAAUGCACUAUUACCUAUGGAGAAUUACUAAUUAAUACUUAAUGAAUAAACAAGAUUAUAUAGAUAUAUUCACAGUUAGAACACUAUUUAAAUAAAGAAGUUUGAUUCAUAAGAAAUUACUAGAAGAAAAAGUUGCCAUUGUAACGAAUGCGGUUAAUAAAGUCAAUUUUAGUUUAAAACAAUGAAUAUACCACUUAAGAAAAGAGAUCUUCCUAAAGAAUAGGAAUGUCCCUUACCUUAGUUAAUAGUAACUAAACCUGAAUGUAUAGAAAAUUAAUAUUUUCUUAGCUAGAAUGAGUAGUACAUUUUAUAAAAAAUCUUCUUUUAAGAAUUUAUCUAUUUUAGAAUAGAAAGAUUACAUAAAUAACACUUAAUUAUCUUUAAAUAUCCAUGGAUUUAAAAGAGCUUAUAAUAGAUAAAAUACAUUAUUAAAAUUGAUUACAGAUGGUUAAGAGAGAUCUAAAAGAAAAGAAAGUAGUGGAUUAUUUUCUUCCUCUGAUAUGUAAUCUUAAAAUUCUUUAAAAUCUUUAAAUAUUACAACUAGUCCUACUCAAUCAUUCUUAUAGAAUCAUAAGAAUUCAAUUUAGCCUAAAACUCCUGUAAGUUUAUUUUCACCAAAAAGAAAACAAAAUUAUACUCAUAACAAAUUCUUAAAUACGAGUAGUAAAAUUUACAAUCCAUAUUAAAUUAAUUCGAAUAAAUAAUUAAUAAUAAAACCAUUACAAUUAAAAAGCUCAAUUUCAAGUCUUGUAGGAUAGAUACCAAAACUUUCUAAAAAAAAAUAAUGA